Messenger RNA from Hippopotamus amphibius kiboko, 1468 nucleotides. RefSeq names its product ArfGAP with dual PH domains 1 (gene ADAP1). Bases 148 to 1359 code for a protein of 403 amino acids. The record is from RefSeq and is a predicted model, not a curated record. The transcript is spliced from 11 exons. Gene Ontology annotation, cellular component: intracellular membrane-bounded organelle; plasma membrane. Gene Ontology annotation, molecular function: GTPase activator activity; phosphatidylinositol bisphosphate binding. Gene Ontology annotation, biological process: positive regulation of GTPase activity. Lineage: Eukaryota; Metazoa; Chordata; Mammalia; Artiodactyla; Hippopotamidae.
UUGUUGGGCUCAGGUGUUUUGUGGGGCGUUGAGGCAUGUCACCUGGACCUUGGGGUUGCCUCGAGCCCCAGGUAGAAUCAGUUCUGAGUGCACGUGGGCCUUCUGGUUGGCGAGGUCUGGGCUCAUUAAGCAGAGCUUUCUGGGAAGAUGUGGUUGGGCACAGCUGCUUCGGGACGGGGGGCGGGGGCGUCUGGGUGCGAGUGGCCCUGGGGGGCCGUUCUCACAGCGUGGCCGGGACUGCAGCAUCUGCCCGUCAGGCUGAGGGGGUGCACUCGGAGCAGGAGGGCCUCACUGGACCCUGGAAGACUUCAGGGCAAAGAUCCCGACUGGGCCUCGUAUACCCUGGGGGUGUUCAUCUGCCUGAGCUGCUCCGGGAUUCACCGGAACAUCCCCCAGGUCAGCAAGGUCAAGUCCGUCCGCCUGGACACCUGGGAGGAUGCCCAAGUGGAGUUCAUGGCCUCCCGCGGGAACAACGUCGCCAGAGCCACGUUCGAGUCCAAAGUGCCCCCCUUCUACUACCGGCCCUCGGCCUCCGACUGCCAGCUCCUGCGGGAGCAGUGGAUCCGGGCCAAGUACGAGCGGCAGGAGUUCGCGCGCCCCGAGCGCCAGGAGCCCUACUCCGCAGGGUACCGAGAAGGCUUUCUCUGGAAGCGCGGCCGGGACAACGGGCAGUUCUUGAGCCGGAAGUUUGUGCUGACGGAACGUGAGGGGGCCCUCAAGUAUUUCAACAGGAGUGACGCCAAGGAGCCCAAGGCCAUCAUGAAGAUCGAGCACCUGAACGCCACCUUCCAGCCAGCCAAGAUCGGCCACCCGCACGGCCUGCAGGUCACCUUCCUGAAAGACAACAGCACUCGCAAUGUCUUCGUCUACCACGAGGACGGGAAGGAGAUGGUAGACUGGUUCAACGCCCUGCGUGCUGCCCGCUUCCACUACCUGCAGGUGGCCUUCCCAGGGGCCAGCGACGCGGACCUGGUGCCGAAGCUAUCCAGGAACUACCUGCAGGAAGGCUACAUGGAGAAGACCGGACCCAAGACGGAGGGCUUCCGCAGGCGCUGGUUCACCAUGGACGACCGCAGGCUCAUGUACUUCAAGGACCCCCUGGACGCCUUCGCCCGCGGGGAGGUCUUCAUCGGCAGCAGGGAGAGCGGCUACACGGUGCUGGACGGGCUCCCGCCGUCCACCCAGGGCCACCACUGGCCCCACGGCAUCACCAUCGUCACGCCGGAGCGCCGCUUCCUGCUGGCCUGCGAGACGGAGUCGGAGCAGCGGGCGUGGAUGGAGGCCUUCCGGAAGGUGGUGGACAGGCCCAUGCUGCCCCAGGAGUACGCAGUGGAAGCCCACUUCAAGCACAAACCCUAACACGCGACGGUCCUGGAGCCUGAGGACGCGACUCGGCAGACGUGGCCGGCGAGGAGGCGGCCGCUGGUGGAAGGAGGGCCCUGGCCGCCCUCGUGUGGCCAGGUGGGGC